Molecule: messenger RNA, 237 nt
Organism: Protopolystoma xenopodis
Lineage: Eukaryota; Metazoa; Platyhelminthes; Monogenea; Polystomatidea; Polystomatidae
Source: the annotation of a GenBank genome assembly
AUGCGCAGACCUUCAUGGCCCGAGCAAGAUAUGGUGCCGCCUCACGAACUGCAUAUCUACCAAGCAUUUUUAUCGACUCCUGCUACCACAAUCCGCCGUGGCACCACGAGCUACUUGGCCAAGGCGGUACUUGAUCGCCUUCUACAGGGCGACUUGAAUCUUGCCGGAGUCAAUCGUCAGUCUUGUUCCGUGAUAUCUCUUGGUAUCAUGUGCAUCCAUGAUGACUAUCAGGAAUAA